Fonsecaea pedrosoi CBS 271.37 is the source of this 675-nucleotide messenger RNA. RefSeq lists its product as uncharacterized. Lineage: Eukaryota; Fungi; Ascomycota; Eurotiomycetes; Chaetothyriales; Herpotrichiellaceae. Bases 1 to 675 code for a protein of 224 amino acids. The transcript has 2 exons. The record is from RefSeq and is a predicted model, not a curated record.
AUGGUGUCAACCACAAUCACUUUCAAACAGGACAACCUCCAACCGCCCGUGUACGUCGCCGGCGCGUUCACGGGCUGGUCGCCGAUCGAGAUGAGCUUCGAAACGACCGAAUCAGACGGCUCUCCCCAAAACGUCUUCUCGUACAAGGCUGACCUCGAGCCCGGCGAAUACCAAUACAAAUUCAGACUGGGUCCAGGUGAUUGGUGGGUCCUGGAUGAAUCGAGCCCAAUAGCAAACGACGACCAAGGAAACGUUAACAAUGUCGUUUCCGUCGAGGCACAAGUUCCGAGACCCAUUGAACACAUCUCCAAGCCCAUCGCCACAAUUCUCAACACAAAGGACGCUCACAUUAUCGAAGAUGAGCAUGAUCGUCAGCACGAGAACAGCCUCGCAUCCGCGCCCGAAGCUGUUGAGAAUUCGAAAGAGUCUCAAAAUUCGAAAGACCAGGUUCCGACCUGCGGAGAAGAUGCCGGAGCCAUCGAUGCGAAGCAGGCCCACGACGUUGAUCACGGCGUGAGGAAAGAUUCCAUCCCAGAUUUCGCUCCACCGCCAUACUCGAUCGCUACAAAUGGGACCGUAUCGCCGCCUCCUGUCGUCCCUAACGAGAAACAACCUGUCAGGCCAGCCCCUAGUGGUAAGGAAUCAUCCAUUUCGAGUUUCUUCAAUACGAGGUAA